ACUCCGCUGGCCAGGCAAGCUUGUCUCUUCCUCUUUUUUCCCGCGGAAUUAGGGCUGCCACUCGUCUAGCGCGAAGCUCUUUGAAAUUGCAUUAGUUAUAUUUGCCAUAAAUUAUUGAUUAAAAUGAAUUUGGAAGACAUAGCGGUGGUGAUGAAGUUGUUUGAUAACAACGUCGACAAGCUACUGGAGAAAUUGUACUCCUAUCAGCGCGAUGUAAAAUGCCUUAGCAAAUUGCUCUCGGAAAAAUGGGUGAACGGGGAACGUUUGGAUAGACAUCUUGUCGCCCUGCACGAUUAUUUGGUGGGCAGUCUUAGCGAAGUUAAUACCUAUCUCAUAAAGCUAAACCUACACAUAGAACUCAACCGACCAGACGGGCGAUUAAGGAAGGAGGGAUACACAGGAGACUCCUUCGAUGGCUCCAACUCAAUUAAUCACUCAAAUUCGAUCGAAGAAGUUAGCACUCAAGAGUCUCAUGACCAGCUGCCGGAGAAGGACUCGAUUGAAAAGUCCCCAAAAGAAAACACCCAGUUAGUGCCCAUUGACUUGUCGCUGGCAGCAAGGAAUGAGUCCACGUGCUCGUAUUCAUCUGAGAAUCUGGACGAAGACCCAAAGGUCUUUCAGCCUAUUGCCAAAGACCAUGAAGUGGCUGUUUCUCUGUCACCACCGGUAGUUCUUAAAGAUGUUUUACAAAAGAGUACUCAGGCCAACCUCGAUGAAAUUUCCAACCAAAAACACGGCAGCCCAUUGGUCAAUAAGACGUUUCCAGAAGAGCCCACGGUUAAUAAUGUAGAUCCCUCAGCAUUUUCCUCUGCAACCGUUACAAAAGAAAUAAUGGCAUCAGAAAAAAUAUCACAAUCGGCUCCCGAUUGCAGCAAAUUGGCGAAUUCCAAAAACUCCAACAGUGAGACUGAUUUGCAGAUUAAAAAGAGUGCAGUCGCUGCCUUGCCCUCCAGUUGGCUUGUAGAACCCAAUGCUGAUCAGGGUACUGCUUCAAAUUCUAUACACAAACAACCAAAAGCACCUAGUAACCAAUGCCUUUUGGCUCCCAAAGGCGGCACUCCUACGACCAGCAAUGGCAUCUACAAUCAAGUAAUAAAAAACAUGGCUUCUUUUCCCGAGAAAGCCAUCGUUUCCGCCGUUUUGGUACAUGUUAACAUAGCAGAGAACUGCAUUUUUGUGGCCAAAUGGAAUGAGAGUUCACAACCAAUCAUUAGGAUCCUUCAGGGUGAGGUGCAAUUGCGUGAAAUACAGCAACUGCCCGAUUACGGAGAAAUCUUUGCGGUUCUUGAUAGUAGCGAUCAAAUCAUAACUCGUGUCACAAUCAAUGCUAGUUCCGCGGGAGGGGGCUACGAUGCCUAUUUGAUUGACUACGGCGAGCACAUUCACCUGAAUGGCAACGAAACCAUAUACGAACUGCCGGACAACAUAAAGCGGCUACCGGCGGAAGCCAUUAAAUGCCAUUUGUCUAAUUGCAAAGUCACCCAGAUGAGUAGUUCCCUCUACCAGAUGUUUAAAUUGUGUGUGCAAGAUAACAAUGGCAUUGAUUUGGUGGUGGAGCUUAUGGAGCUUGAGGAGAAUGCUAAUCGAAAAGAUUCCACUAAUAGUAAGCCAGAAACUGAAUGUCCUGGUGGGUUAAGUAAGGAAGACAUGGAAAUGCUAAACGAUUUCGGAAAAAGCACCAGUGAUCCGUUGAAAGCAGUUUUGGGCUUUAAGCCCACGGACGAGCAACGCAUCUGCCGGCACUACGAUCCCAAGCUGAAGGGCUGCUUUAAGGGUUCGAGUUGUCGUUUGGUUCAUGAACCUUUAGCUCCCUACGGCGCCACCAAGGAUGUGGAGGUAGCUGAACCACUUCCUGAGACGGUUUUUGAUACACCUGUGCCCAAUAAAGAAGGCGACACAGUCCGCAUCCUUAUCACCUAUGUUAACAGCCCUACUGAAAUUUAUGGCCAGUUUUUGGACGGAUCUCCUCCGCUGGUGUGGGAUAAAAACGAUGUGCCGGAGGCCAAAAGGAUUUUCAAGCGCAAGCCGCACGUUCUGGACAUUGUGCUUGCUCUCUAUUCCGACAACUGCUACUAUCGGGCCCAGAUAGUCGAUGAAAUGGACAGGGAGUACAAGGUCUUCUAUGUGGAUUAUGGCAACUCAGAUUUCGUGUCCCUGAGCUCCCUGGCUCCAUGCGAUUAUGUGGAGCGCUUGAAGCCCCACAAGUGCAUCAGUUGUCAAAUAGAGGGAGUCAUAAGGUCAUCUUUCUUGACAUCUCGGAAGACUCUGGAAGGCGUCGAAUUCCUCAAGGCCAAACUAAUCAACCAGGAGUUGGAUGUAAAGCUAGUUAGUCGUUUGCCGGAUGGUUUUCUUGUUCGCUUCCUGGGCGACUAUGCCGAUGUGCCAAAACAGUUGAUAAAACGUGGUUAUGCUGAGCCCAGCGGUGGACUUCAGCGUAACUCCGAAGAUGAGGCAGACUACGAUCAGCUUUCGGCUGCCAAAAGCGUCAGUAGUUUGUAAUUUGUUUUGUUCACCACUUUUGAGGUUUCUUUUUGUUAAUUUGUUGUUAUGAAGAAACGAUAUUUUAAAUUGACAUCAAUUUUUAUGUUAAGCAGCAGCUAUCGAUUAUCAUAUUUCUGACCAAAAUAAUAUUACUCACUCAGACCAAUGGCUUGACUGCAUUUAAAAUCUUAUAAAUGUAUGUCUAAGAAUACGAAUUUUUUUUAAGGAGUCCAAAUUUUUGUUUAAGUUUAAAGUUUCCGACUACUCUUGUUAACAUAUAAAUGUAAGUUGUUUAUUUUCAAAACAGUAUUUCUUGAAUCAGUAUUGAACCUUUAGUUAUGCCACGAAGCUUACAAAAUAAACUAUGUAUAUUCCAGCACGUUA
Molecule: messenger RNA, 2865 nt
Organism: Drosophila ficusphila
Lineage: Eukaryota; Metazoa; Arthropoda; Insecta; Diptera; Drosophilidae
Exons: 2
Coding region: 124-2499 (791 amino acids)
Molecular function (GO): metal ion binding
Source: RefSeq, a predicted model, not a curated record